AAAUUGCAUAUAUAUGGUUAUCAUGCACAAAAAAGGAAAUCUUUGAUGGUCGCACCAAAGUAACAAUAAAAAAACUGAUCAUCUCCUUUUCUUUUGUAGCCAGUAACCUAUUCCGCAGUAUCCGCUUCAGCCAAUGACAAUACCACAAUGUCACCUCAUCACAAGCUAUCUACAUAUGAUACUAUCAAAUUAAGUUUGGCCUUUUGUAUACUGUGGUUUUUAGCAAAUUAUACAACCAAUGCCAGUCUUGCCUACACUACCGUUGGCAGCAGCACCAUCUUGGCUUCCAUGUCGGGUCUCUUUACUUUGGGUAUUGGUGCCAUGUUCAAGGUGGAAAAGCUGAAUCUUAUUAAAAUCAUGGCUGUAUUUAUUAGUUUAAUAGGCGUAUCACUUGUUUCUUACUCGGAUCAUUUGAGUGGAGAUGAGCAAGAAGAUGACCAACCACUUCUGACCACGAUACCUGCACCCCUGAUUGGUGAUAUUCUUGCUUUAUUAGGCGCUAUCUUUUACGGAUGCUACACGACUUUAUUGAAAUUGAGAAUUGGAAGUGAAGAUAGAAUCGACAUGUCAUUGUUUUUUGGAUUUGUGGGAGCUUUUAACGUCUUGUUACUUUGGCCUGUGAUACCAUUAUUGCAUUACAUUGGUCUUGAAACAUUUGAAAUCCCUGCCAGUCCCGUCUUAUGGAUAGUCAUCUUGUUGAAUGCGUUCAUUGGUACAUUUUUGUCUGAUUACUUGUGGUUAUUAUCCAUGUUGAUGACUUCACCACUCGUGGUUACUCUUGGCAUCUCCCUAACCAUACCACUUGCUUUGAUUGGCGAUAUCUUUUUCAAGGGACUUAUCCCCAGCGUUCGAUAUUCUAUUGGCGCAGUUCUGGUGAUUGCCGGAUUUUUGGCUGUGAAUACGGAUGCGAUGAAUGAAGCCAAAGAAAAAAGCCAAGAGGAUUUAUUACGAGAAUUAUAAAAAAAAAAAGAAAAAGUUUUUUUUUUAUAGAAAGCCUACUACAUAAAAAUCAUACCCACACUCACAAAUACAUACACUCAUACACAACAUUCACACUUAUACAAACAUCCUUCAUUUUCAACGCAGACCUGUAUAUUCUAUUGUAAAUAGAAUUUUGAAGUAACAACCCUCCAGUCUUUUUAGGUAUUGGACCUUUAAAUCUCUUUCUAUUUUUUUUUUUUUUUGGAGGGAGGGACCAACAUACACGACAUAUUUCAACACGCUUUUUUCUCGCAAAUUACAUUUAUUAACAACUUGGACGAAAUCCCUAAUACGAAUAAACUUUUUUUUAUUUUAUCAAGUUAUCUCGACAUCAUGACCGAAUUAAACCUGUAAAACAUGUUUGGAUUGCGCAUUUGUUUUAACUUACAGGCCUAUUUACA
Molecule: messenger RNA, 1382 nt
Organism: Mucor mucedo
Lineage: Eukaryota; Fungi; Mucoromycota; Mucoromycetes; Mucorales; Mucoraceae
Exons: 5
Coding region: 148-960 (270 amino acids)
Biological process (GO): transmembrane transport; regulation of peptide transport
Cellular component (GO): membrane
Molecular function (GO): transmembrane transporter activity
Source: RefSeq, a predicted model, not a curated record